AUAGUUAUAAUUUAUUGUUCAUUGUCUAUCGUAAAAUCAUAUUUUUUUGGUGUAAAGUCUUUAAUACAUUACAUCAAUUGGUAAUUUGCGGCGUAAUGUGAAUCUCUUAUUUUUCCUACAUUUCAUUGCAAGAUUUAGUUUCACAUAUAAUAGUAAUUCAAAUUUAAUAAUCAUCCAUAUUUAUAUUUAAGAAAAAUAAGUGUGGAUUAGUUGAUAUAUUCAUGUAAUCAUAUAUAAAUGUCUUCGGCUUUUGUACUUUUUAUCAUUGUUCCAAAAUAACCACAACUUUAUCAAAGGUUAACCUAAAAAGUAUCUGGUGAAAUAUCUUUAAAAUUAAACAAUUUUCCAUUUACCGUGAUAUUAUUAGUGCUAAACAAAUAAAAUUUAGUUCUGUAGAAUUUAAGCAGAUACUAUGAUGUAAUUAAUUUAAAGUGAAAUUAAUUACCCCUUAAACUUAGACUGCUACAAUUCAUCAAUCAAAACAAAUUAUUAAUGAAUAUCAAGUGACGGGAGUCCAAAAUGAAAUAUAUGAGAUACUUUACCAACUCUACAUAAGAGAAAAUAAUAAACAAAAUAUUUGCAAUUAUUUUCCUAUGACAAUCGGUAACUCUAGAAGGUUGUGCAGUAAAAAAUUGCUUCAAUGGCUUAACUAACUUUUCAUAUAGCAUCUAGUUGAAAGGUGCAAAAUUAAUUGUUAUUAAAUGAUUAUUCUUAAAUCUAAAUUUAUCAAGAAGUAUAUGCAGCGCUCAAGGAAAGCUUUGCAAUGUUAUUCUCAAUUAAUACAUCUAUCAGCUUGUGAUUUAUCUAUGCAAUAGAUUUUAGAAUUUUCCAGAUAUUUGAAAAUGCUAGAUGCAAAGAAAAUAUCCUCUUAGAUUUCAAGGAGAUUUGUCAAAGAAAAUUUAAACGUAGAAACCCAUAAAGCUUUUGAUUUAAUUUGAUAGUGAAGCAGUUGGACAUGGAAACAGGAGUUGAAGAUCACCGAGGGAAUGAUUCAGAAGAUUCUAUCGAAAUGAAAGCUGCAAAAAGUUGUUUCAAAAAAAUAUCUAAGCAUAUCGUAACCGCACAUUUAAAGUUUGAUUUAAUCAGUUUGAAGUAUGCCAAAGAACAUUUUCUUUUUUGCAAUUCUGCUCAGAGAAAAGUAGUUUUACUAUAUAUGCACACUUCAAAAGAAGAAUUUUCCAAUAUAUUUAUGAAUAAAUUAAGAAAUCCAGAGAUAUCAGAUAUACUGUGUGAAAGUUUUGUUUUUAUGGGAUGGGAUUUAGACAACAAAGAAUGUCACUCCUCCCUAAAAGAAACCCUAUUAGAAGUUGAAUUAGAACAUUUGUGUACCUUGGUAGACACUCAAACUUGUGCUGUUGUCAUUCUGCAAAAUAUAAAUGAACGAAUAAAAGUUGUAUCCUGUCUUAUUGAAGAAAGCCCAGAUGGAGUUGAAGAUACAUUCCUGUUAUGCUUGAAGAAUAGUCGCGAUUUUUUGAUUAUGCAAAGGAGAAUUGAGCACAGAGAUGAUUUUUCAGAGAAUAACGAUAUAGAUGCAGAAAAGUUUCAAAGAAUAAUGGCUGAUAUGCUGGGAGAUCGAGAUUAUGAUAGUUUUGCUUUUAAUCAACAUUUGUUUUUGAAAGAUAAGAUUGGCUAUGCCCUUUUUGGACAACCGAUGGAAGAAAAUGGUUAUUCUGAUAAUCAGAAUGAACAAAUUGACAAGAUUUUCAAAAGUAUCUUGAAACAUAACAAUUUGUAUGCUGAACAUAUAGAUCAAGUGGAAAUCUCUUUUAUAUAUAAUGUCAUGGAACCACUUCCAAAUGAAAAAAAAUCACGAGCCAAGAAAUAUCCAAAUUAUAAUCCAAAAGUUGACAUUAGUCCAGUUCCGAUAUUUGUUUUAAGAAAAUGUAAGGAUUCUGAAGAUCCAUGCAGAAUAUUUAUAGAUGAAAUUGGUAGGGUAUAUGAUACUUGGCAGUUGUAUAUUGAAAAUAACAAACUGCCAGAAUGCAUAAUGAUCUUGCCAAAGAAUGGAAGAUAUGAAGUACAAGAAAAUAGAGUCAUAUUGGAGAAUCAUAAAUCUCCUGCAUGUAAUACAAGUAAAACAAUAUUAAAAACUGGAGAUAUUGCAAGUACUAUUGGAGGUGUUGGAUCUGGAGUACUUUUAUUGGGAGCAGGAGUGGCAAGCAUACCAGCUAUUCCAGCUAUAGCUGUCGGUGCAACUGUAGUAGGAACAAUAUCGGGAUUAUAUAGUAUUGCUAGGAGUAGUUUCCAUCUUGCAGAUCGUGUGAAGCACGAUGAAGAUCUAAAUUUUAAAAAUUCUGAAGCUCGAGGUAUUUACUUUAAUAUCCUUGCUGGAGCCUUCGGCUUUGUUGGUUUUGGUGCUAAUGCUUUAGUUUCUCAACUAGUUAGUCGAGGGGUCAACAUAGGGAAGGGAGUUGGAGCCGUGGUAAAUACCGUCGGUGUGGUUAAUAUUGGAGUCAGUGGUGCUAGUAUAAUAAAUUCAAGUUAUGAUGUAUGUGAUCAGUGGUUCAAUCGUAACCAUAAACCCAACUUAUUGACUAUCGUGCAGUUGAGCUCAUCAAUAUUAUUCUUUGGAAAUGCCGUUUACAAUUUCAAAUCUUGUGAAACUAUGAUUGAUGAAUCACAAGCUCAAGUUCUACAAGAUUAUCAAGAAUCAUUGAGGAGUAACAGGCACAGACAAACUUUCAAUAAACUGAUGAAAGAAACUAUUAGACAGAAUGAAGGUAACCAAGUGAAAGGUAGAGCAGAAGUAAUCAAAACCAUAUGUAAUAUUCCCCAGAAAGAUGAAAUAUUUGCCGCUUUGACAAGAAACAAUAAGUUGAUGAACAAAAAAGAUAUAAAGUUCUCUGCAUCUAAUGGAGAAAUAAGUUUCAAUGGAAAAAUAGUUAAUAUUAACGAUUUUAGUGCCUUGAAUAAGCAACAAGCUGAAGCCUUUUUAUCAAACUUACCGACUGAAAACACCAUAUCUAGUAAUCAAACUACAAAUUUCAUAAACAAUUUUUCUUUGAACAGUUUAAAUUUGCCUAAUGUUGAAGAAUUCGCACAAUACUCUUUGCAUCUCAUUGCUGCUUUCGGAACAGAUAUACAGGGUAUGUUAGUGAAAACACUCAAAGAUGUCAUAGGCUUAACUAUUGAGUACUUUAAAGAUCUCUUGGAUGAAUUAUUUCCUAACAGAGGUGCCGAACAUCAUCUAUUGAACGUAGUUAUGGAGUAUUUUGGAGGUAAAGCUGCUGACUAUAUGAAAAAUUACGAUUUAUGGUGUCAAACUGGUAGUCCUUAUUACUACAAAGAGGAGUAUGUAGACAUACCCCUCCAAAAAACCGAAAGAUACAUUUGGAUUUUUUCGAUGAUCGUGAAAGUAUUUUGCAAUGGUGAUAAUGUAUCGAAAUAUGACAUAAUGGAUAUUACAAAAUAUGUGGAAUCUUGGAUUUUCCGUAAGUUUUAUACAAAUCAAAGAAACGAGGAAGAAAACAGUCAGAGAGCAGCACAUUCGCCGAAACGAAAAGCUACCAAGUGCCUUAAAUGUGAUGGAUGGUAUUUUCAGUGAAAAUUCCUGUAAAAAAAAUAAGUAUUACCUAAAGGGAAUACAAUAUUGAGUAAUUUUGAAGUAGUAAAUAUCUCGAUAGCUGAAAAAUAGAUCGGAGCGUCAUAAAUAAGAUGAACAAUUAUGUAGCUACAAGCAGUGAAACAACAAAAAACAUGAAUUUAAUUAAUAAUUAAAAAUUUUAAAAAUUUACAAAAUGUUUCAAAAAUUUUUAAUGACAUUUUAAACUUUAGGAUCCUAUAUUUCAGAAAAGGGAUACCGAAUAUUUUUUAAAAUAUAUAUGUAUUCAAUAAUUUAUUAAAACAGGUUUCUAAUGGA
Diorhabda carinulata is the source of this 3859-nucleotide messenger RNA. RefSeq lists its product as uncharacterized. The record is from RefSeq and is a predicted model, not a curated record. Lineage: Eukaryota; Metazoa; Arthropoda; Insecta; Coleoptera; Chrysomelidae. Bases 956 to 3544 code for a protein of 862 amino acids. The transcript is spliced from 9 exons.